AUGUCGGCUCACUUGACUUGUCCCCGCGCUCGCCUGGACAAGAUGGGAGCUCUCUGCCAUCCGACGCAGCCGUCUGCAGUCCGAACACCCGGGAUGGAUGACGAGACGGCGAAGCUGGGCAAGGGUCCCGAGGCUGAAAAGCCUGCUGAAUUUCCGCUGUUCUCCAAACUUCCGCCAGAGCUUCGCCUCAAGAUAUGGAACCUUACUCUGCCCUCUCUGAGACUGGUGUCCAUUCACUGCGGCGCCGAUUCGCCUUCGCUCUGCUAUCCACAACAUCACACUACCAAGCCAUCAUUUACCGGCUGCACCUCUGAUGUUGCGAUACCCGUCAACAUGCACGUGUGCACCGAGUCUCGAGCCGAAGCAUUCAAGAGUUUCCAGUACGCCUUUGGUUUCGUGCGCACCCCGGGACACAUCAUCUUCAAUCCGGAUAGCGACAUUCUUUACUUCGGACCUCGACAAGGAUACAUGGCUGCCGACGCUCAAUUCCACACCUGCAUGUCAAUGUGCGACCCGGCACAAUUGGCCCUCGUGCGCCGAAUCGCCGUCAGCGAUGCUCUGUUCUGGGUUGACCGCGUAUACAGCUCCACGGCGGCCGCGAGCCUGACAACAAACGUCAUCAAACAACUGGCAUCACGAAUGCCUGCGUUGGAGCACAUGAUAUUCGUGCCCCGUGAACAGGACGAGGCGACGGACCCAGCAUUGACGGAAGAGAGAAUGAGCUGCCAGAUUCACAUGGCCAUACACACUGUCUGCCAAGAAGACUUGCACUGGCGCCCGCCGCCCUGGACAGUCAUGUCUUUGCGGAAGCUAACCGCAGCCUGCGGAUGA
Molecule: messenger RNA, 831 nt
Organism: Metarhizium album ARSEF 1941
Lineage: Eukaryota; Fungi; Ascomycota; Sordariomycetes; Hypocreales; Clavicipitaceae
Exons: 2
Coding region: 1-831 (276 amino acids)
Source: RefSeq, a predicted model, not a curated record